Molecule: messenger RNA, 1761 nt
Organism: Sceloporus undulatus (fence lizard)
Lineage: Eukaryota; Metazoa; Chordata; Lepidosauria; Squamata; Phrynosomatidae
Gene: NR2E1
Product: nuclear receptor subfamily 2 group E member 1
Exons: 9
Coding region: 604-1761 (385 amino acids)
Biological process (GO): cell differentiation; negative regulation of transcription by RNA polymerase II; anatomical structure development
Molecular function (GO): RNA polymerase II cis-regulatory region sequence-specific DNA binding; zinc ion binding; nuclear receptor activity
Source: RefSeq, a predicted model, not a curated record
UCUCUUUUUUCCCUCCUUUUUUAAUGAUUAUUCUUCCCCAGCCUUUCCUCUCUUGAGCUGAGCGCCAAAGCCUCCAAGCCUCGCUUCAGGCCCCUCACAGACCUCUUCACAGACCUGUUCUGCCUUCUCCUCCUUGUUUCUCCUUCUCCUUCUCCUUGCCCCAGAACAAAGCACCCCACUCCCUCCCACCCCAAACCCCAACUUGGGGACACCUGAGGGGGUUUUGGCGGGACUUGGCGCCUUCCUUCCUUCUCUCACUCCAUCUCUUUCUCUCUCUUUCUCUCUCAUUCCCUCACUCCCCCCCUCUCUCUUCCCCCUUUCCUUUUCCCUCUGAAGGAGAAGAGUUGAGGGCAAAGAGCUCCUCUCUCAAAGAGCUGGAGGCAAGAAAAGGUUCCUCCUCAGUCUCCUCGGUCGCUGGGUCCGAAAACUCUGAGAAGGAGCGAAGGCAGGCAGGCAGGGAGGCAGAAGGGAGGAUGCGCCGCCGCCUGGAAGCCUUCUUCUGAGGCACCUGUCGGCCAAAGGAGCGCCGGGGAAGGACUUUCGGGCCCCGGCAAGGCCCCGGAGGCCCCUGCUUUCCUUUCUGGACGCCGGAGGGACGCCGACAUGAGCAAGCCGGCCGGAUCAACAAGCCGGAUUUUGGACAUCCCAUGUAAAGUGUGUGGGGAUCGUAGCUCUGGCAAGCACUAUGGGGUUUACGCCUGUGAUGGAUGCUCAGGGUUUUUCAAACGAAGCAUCAGAAGAAACAGGACUUAUGUCUGCAAAUCUGGAAACCAGGGAGGCUGUCCAGUGGACAAGACGCAUAGGAACCAAUGCAGGGCAUGUCGGCUGAAGAAGUGCUUGGAGGUCAACAUGAAUAAAGAUGCUGUUCAACAUGAAAGGGGACCAAGGACAUCCACAAUAAGGAAACAAGUGGCUCUGUAUUUCAGAGGGCACAAGGAAGAUAAUGGAGCCACACCACAUUUCCCAUCUGCUGCUCUCCCUGCCCCAGCUUUCUUCACCACUGUUACACAACUGGAACCUCAUAAUCUAGAACUGGCUGCAGUUUCAACUACAUCAGAAAGGCAGAGCUUGGUGGGACUGGCUCAACCGACUCCAAAGUAUCCACAUGAAGUCAGUGGUACUCCCAUGUAUCUCUAUGAAGUGGCUACGGAAUCCGUUUGUGAAUCUGCAGCAAGGCUUCUCUUCAUGAGCAUCAAAUGGGCUAAGAGUGUCCCAGCUUUUUCUACUCUGUCAUUACAAGAUCAGCUGAUGCUUUUGGAAGAUGCUUGGAGGGAACUGUUUGUUCUAGGAAUAGCACAAUGGGCCAUUCCAGUUGAUGCUAACACUCUACUGGCUGUAUCUGGCAUGAACGGUGACAACACAGAUUCUCAAAAGCUAAACAAGAUUAUCUCAGAAAUACAGGCGUUACAAGAGGUUGUGGCUAGAUUUAGACAGCUUCGGUUAGAUGCUACAGAAUUCGCCUGCCUUAAAUGCAUCGUCACUUUUAAAGCUGUACCUACGCACAGUGGUUCGGAACUCAGAAGUUUUAGAAAUGCUGCUGCCAUUGCAGCUCUUCAAGAUGAAGCUCAGCUUACCCUGAACAGCUACAUUCAUACUAGGUACCCCACACAGCCCUGUCGUUUUGGGAAACUCUUGUUGCUUUUGCCAGCUUUGCGCUCCAUUAGCCCCUCAACAAUAGAAGAAGUCUUUUUCAAAAAAACCAUUGGGAAUGUGCCAAUUACAAGACUGCUUUCAGAUAUGUACAAAUCCAGUGACAUAUAG